This is a messenger RNA of Mucor mucedo, 2381 nucleotides long. Its product is annotated as armadillo-type protein. Gene Ontology annotation, molecular function: mRNA 3'-UTR binding. Lineage: Eukaryota; Fungi; Mucoromycota; Mucoromycetes; Mucorales; Mucoraceae. Bases 61 to 2118 code for a protein of 685 amino acids. The record is from RefSeq and is a predicted model, not a curated record. Gene Ontology annotation, biological process: post-transcriptional regulation of gene expression. The transcript has 7 exons. Gene Ontology annotation, cellular component: cytoplasm.
CUUUCUCUCUUUCACCUGCUUUUUUUCUUUUCUUUUCGCUUUCCCUUUUUUUUUUCACAGAUGCUAGCAGCACCUAAUAACCCUACAAGGCAAUCGAAUGAUGGUACGAAAGGCAACAAAAAGUAUCAAUUGUCAUUUGAUGCGUUUGAUUCACCCUUUCAUACGCCUUCCUUAUUUGGUUCUAUCAAAUAUAACGAUUUUAAUCAUCAGCAUAGCAAGUACGAUGCCUUUUACUCCAGUCAAAAGGAAGACUUCCGUGGUCUAAAUUACCCAUUAAAUGCACCACAACCAACAACAGCUCCACCACCAUCAUCCGAAUCUUUCUUUCAUGCUAUGGUCGACUUGGAAUCAUCAGGCACAAGAACACCUUCACCCAAUAACGAUCAUUUUAUUGGAGACGAUUUCUUUAAAGUGGAGAACACAGCACCUCCUUUUCUGUACAACCAUCAAUCAUAUCAAAGAAAGACUGAAUUGACUACUUCAACCCUAACUUAUCCUGACACUUUCUCUGGCGUUUUUUAUGAUCAACAACUACAGUCAGAUGACAACAGCCUUCAUUAUAUUGACAGACUGUCAAAUGACGAUUUACGUCAUCAAUUGAGAGAGUCCAUCGAUCAAAUUCAAAGACUGGUUAUGCAAUUGAAUGUGUUACAUAUCGAAUCCGAAAAGAAAAAAGCCAUGUUUAUGAACAUCCAAAAUACACUAGCCAAUAAAGAUUUGGAGUUUCAAGAGAAGGAACAAAAGCUAUCGUUGGCUGUACAGUACUGUGAUACGCAAACGAAGAAAGUGAAUAGUAUGAAGGCUGAAAUAGCCAUGUAUCAAUCUUUGGUCCUAUCAAAAGGUCUGGAACUUCCGGCUAUUUCAGGAGACAAGGCGGUAACAAUGGAAUCUUCCGAGAUCAAAUUCAGUAAUAAUAAAUCUAAAUAUCCUGAAACGAGUAAAUCAGUAGAAACUGUACGUAAUACUUCUGCUGAACCUGAAGUGUAUUACAACACGGGUAGACGAUGGAGUGAAGAGAAAUCUCUUGCAAUUAUGACACCUACAGCAGCAAUUAUUACUGAUAAGAAUGUGAAUGUCAACUGGGAUUCAUUAGUGGAUCGUAUCAUCACAGACACUGAUCAAAAAGCAUCUUUGUUUUUACAAAGCAAGUUUAAAUGCGCCACAUUAGACCAAAAACAAGUAAUUUUCGACUCCAUUUUAACUCAAGUGCAAGAUUUAAUGACGAAUCGAUUCGGAAAUUUCCUAGUUCAAAAACUUUUGGAAUUGGGUACUGAAGAACAAGUCGAGGCCUUGGGCAAUUCAAUGAAAGGUCGUAUCUUGGAAUUGACUUGCCAACCCUUUGGUUGUCAUGUUGUACAAAAGGCUUUGGAUCAUGUCAGUGAACCUGUCAAAUCAUGUCUCGUAUCUGAAUUGUUUGUUCGUAUUCCUGAAACCAUCACUCAUAAAUAUGCUUGUCACGUAUGGCAAAAAGUGUUUGAAAUUAGAUGGACCAUCACUCCUCCUCCCAUGAUGAAACACGUUCAUGCCUCUCUCAAAGGUCACUGGGAUCAAGUUGCUCUGGAUGAAACUGGAAGUUUAGUCAUUCAAAAUAUCUUUGAAAACCUCACGGAAAAAGAUAAGAGACCCAUUUUGAAUGAAGUGCUCAAGAACACAGUCGCCAUAUCCAAAGGCCAAUGGGGCAACUGGGUUAUUCAACAUAUUCUGGAACAAGCAGAAAAAAGCAGUGACCGAGAAGCAGCAUUUAAGAUUGUGAUUGAAGAAGGUGUGCAAUUAAGCACGGAUCAAUUUGCAUCCAAAGUAGUUGAAAAGGCGUUACGUAUUGGCGGCGAGGAGUUUCUUUCUAAAUUCAUCAAGCGUGUCUCUACAGUCAACCACACACAUCGUCAUCGUAUGCCUCUUAUUGAUAUUGCUUCUGAUCAAUACGGUAACUAUGUCGUUCAAUGGCUGAUUAAUAAUGCAACAGAGGAACAAAGGAUCUCGAUUUGUCGCUUAAUUAAACGUCAUAUGGUCUCUCUCCGCGGCUCCAAGUAUGGACAACGAGUUGCUUUCUUGGUAGAAAAAGUGUUACGCAAUGUGGAGGUAACAACCUACCCAUUAGCAUCCUCCUCCAAGCAAUAAUGAACUCUUCCAAUGUGUAUAUCUCUCUCUCUCUUUUUUCUUUUUUUGUUUAUUUAUUCAAGGUUGUCUCUGUAUUACCUCUUUCUGUAAUUUUACUUUUAUCAUUUAACAAACAAAAACAACAAAAAAGGACAACAAUCCACAUACACACACAACUUACCACACACAUAUGUUAUUAUAUAUCUAUUAUUUCAUGAUAUAUACUGUUUCUUUUAUUAUUUACAAGAAAUAGAUAAAAAAAAAAAAUUAUUAUUAUCCCUUUU